CGCCCCUCCUCUUUCUGUAAAGUGAAUAGCUGAACACGCGCACGCACGCAUUCACUCACUCACACCAGCUGCAAAUAACGGUACUGGUCUCAUUCAUCAAGUUACUGUACUGGACCUGGAUCAACUCCCUCGCUUUCUUUUUCUGCAACCGAUAUGUGAGGCCAGUAAUCUCUCACUGAAAGAGGAAAACAUGUCUGGAAAAAGCUGAUAGCAGAAUUGGAGUUCCGUAGGAAUAAACACCAUGGCAGCCCAUCGCAUUCGAGCAGCCAAUCACACUGUGCUCCCUCGUUGCAAAUCAGAGGGGACUCUUAUCGAUCUGACAGAGGGGGUGUCAGAGGCCACUCUCACAGUGCCCACUCCUAGUGCCUUACGACUGGAUGGCACUGCCGCAUUUGGCUCUGUCAGGGAAGUCAUUGCCAUUAAGGAUUACUGUCCGUCCAGCUUCACCACUCUGAAGUUCUCAAAGGGAGACUGUCUUUACGUUAUAGACACAUCUGGUGGAGAAUGGUGGUAUGCACACAACAGUAAAGAGAUGGGCUACAUCCCAGCUGCAUACGUCCAACCAAUCAACUUUCGAGAUUCCUCAUUCAGUGAUAGUGGAAUGAUUGACAGCUUGGGAGAUAUUUCCGAGGAGGUGAAAGAAAUAAACCCCUCUAGGGAGUGGACAGGGCUCUCGACAACAGAAUCUCGUAACGGAAAUCCGUUUGUUAACAAACGUGCAUCAACUAACCCUUUUCUAAAUGACACAGCUGACCAGAACAGUAACCAGAAUUCAGCAAAUCCUUUGAGUUUUAAUAUUAUCUCAAACAACAGCAGCACUAUGAACGUUAAUGGAUUCGGAAGCGGGCUUUUUGACACAAACAUUUUCUGCCCUGGCUCAGGAAUUGGCCCAAAUCUUCGCCGAGACGAUUCAUUUUUAAAGAGCAAGCGUUGCUUUAGCAUGUCAGAACUAUCCAUCCUCCAGUCCCAGUCUGAUGCAUCUCAAGCGUCUUUGAGUUUCUUCGGUGGAAUGAAAUCUCCAAAACCUGAGCAUUAUCAAAGCAGAGAGGAUUUCAAAACGGCAUGGUUAAACCACCGUAAACUGACACGAUCUUGCCAUGAUCUGGAUUCCAUUGGACAGAGCCCAGGCUGGGGACAGACCCAGCCUAUAGAGACCAACAUUGUAUGUAAACUGGACAGUUCUGGUGGUGCCAUACAGCUACCGAACACCAGCAUUAGCAUACAUGUUCCUGAGGGCCAUGUUGCGUCAGGCGAUACUCAAGAGAUAUCUCUGAAGGCCUUGCUGGACCCACCCUUAGAGCUGAAUAAUGAUAAAUGUACUACUGUAAGUCCAGUGGUGGAAGUAAAACUAAGUAACAUGGAAACCAAGACUCCUGUCACUUUGGAGAUGAAGGUGUCCGUUGUGGUGAAGAUUGAGAGCCGUAAAUUGGCAGAGGUGGUGUGCGUGAGAAGCGACUGCAAGGAAGGGCCUUACAUCCCGAUUCCACAUGCAUACAUGUAUGGAGAUACAGUCCAAGUAACUCUGGACAAUUUGGAGCCUUGCAUGUAUGUUUCUGUGGUUGCCCAAGCUCAAGUGCUGGCUCCAUACAACACAGUGUGGGAACACGUUGUAAAAAAGGUCACUAUUGGGGUAUAUGGGCCAAAACACAUCCACCCGUCCUUUAAGACGGUGGUCGCCAUUUUUGGCCACGACUGCGCCCCGAAGACACUGCUAGUGAGUGACGUAAAAAAGCACUCACAGUCCACUCCACCUGUCCUCCUCCAGCUCUGGGGAAAGCACCAGUUUGUCCUCGCAAAAUCUCAAGAUCUUCAGGUUGGCGUUUAUUCCAACAUGUCCAACUUCGAAGUGAAAAGCACUGAACAGGCAAAAGGUGUGAGGGGCUUUCAGAUAAAACUUGGCAAAGUGGCCCGUCUUGUCUACAUGAUCGGUGCCCGUGAUUCUGGUGAAAUUUCAGACUUUACUUUGCGAAUUCAGGUCAAGGAUGAUAAGGAUUGUAUCCUUGGCCAGUUUUGUGUUCAGACCCCACCCCCUCCACCAAAGUCAACAUCAGGGAGCUCUGUACAAAGGCGUUUCCUGAAGAAAAAGGAAGUGAGCAAAAUUGUAUUGUCUCCUCUUGCGGCGACCGCCAAGUACCCUGUGUUUCAGGACAGGCUUGUCAAAAACCUGAAAUUUGCGAAGUUGCUGAAAACUGUUAUAAGACAAUCUAAAAGCCAGUAUUUGCUAGAGUAUCUUAAAGGAGAUGUGGUAGUACUUUUGAGUGAGGAAAGAAUAAAACUUAAAGGACAUUUAUGGACCAAGGAUUGGUACUUCGGCUACUAUCACGGAAGAAUCGGUUUGGUGCAUGCAAAAAACAUUCUUACCAUGGGAAAAGUGAAACCUGUACAGUACAAAGAGCCUGAACUUACGACUGCAGUCCUUUUAGAGCAGAUCGUGAAGCCCUGCAUGUGUCUGACUUACAUCUAUGCUUCAGUGCGGACCAUGCUGAUGGAAAAUGUAGCGAGUUGGAGAGCGUUUGCUGAUGCCCUGGGCUACGUCAAUUUGCCUCUGACACAUUUCUGCCGAACAGAGCCAGACAGCGAACCUGAGAAAGUUGCUUGUGUUCUUGAGAAGCUCAAGGAAGACUGCAAUGCAGCUGAGGGCAAGGAAAGGAAGUCUUUCCAGAAAGAACUCAUGAAGGCACUUCUGAAGAUGGACUGUCAGGGCCUGGUGGCACGACUGAUCAUGGACUUUGUGCUGUUGACCACAGCUGUGGAGGUGGCAGGUCGCUGGAGGGAGCUUGCUGAGAGACUGGCUAAAGUGUCCCGUCAGCAGAUGGAAGCGUAUGAAGCUCCGCAUAGAGACACCGGAGGACAACUGGAAAGUGAGGCCAUGUGGAAACCUGCCUAUGACUUCCUGGUCACAUGGGCGGCUCAGAUUGGAGACAGCUAUAGAGAUGUGAUUCAAGAACUUCACACAGGCUUGGACAAAAUGAAGAACCCCAUCACCAAGCGGUGGAGACACAUCACUGGUGCCCUCAUUUUUGUCAACUGUCUGGAUCUUUUGCGGAGCUCCGCCUUUAGCACCUCCCCUCAAGAUGACUGUGCCAUAUAAGGAAAUCCUUUACCACCUGACUUUUAAAAGACCCAGAUAUAAUAUCUAUCAUUAUUCAAAUUGUAUAUUAUGUUUUUUACAAAAGGUUUUUAGCUUUUGGUGUUGCACAACAAUUUGUACAUCAAAUAUAACUUACAGAAGCUGAGUUUAAAUCUUUGAGGUUUUAAUACAAGAAACAAGGGACUUAUACAACUUUAAUGUGAAAAAGACUAAAUCUCUUGUUAAGCCUUUCAUUGUUCAUUGCAGAAUGAUUUAUUUGUAAAUUCUGUACAAAAUAUAUACUUGUAUAUGUUUUAAUACACAAUAUAGUCUUAUUCAUUUGUUUGUUUUAUGAUGCCUACACUGAAUACUAAAAUGGCUCUUUUGCCUUUUUCACUUUCUAUGAAGUGUUAUGGACUAUUGUUGAUACAGUUCAACUAAUGCUGUGAUGUAUUGCUUGUAUAAGGGAAAGUACAGCUAGAAUGGUAAGGGGGAACUAAAUAAGAUAAUACAAGUUAAACUUACACCAAUGCACCAGUAAAAUUAGGAAAAAAUGUCACUAGAAACAAAAUGUAAAACAACACAAAAUAUACAAUGAAAUAUCUGACCUGAGGGUCUGGAUGUUUCAUUGUGAUGAAUUUUCAGAUUUUGGAACAACCUGCAAAGUUACUCAUUUUGUGCUAGUAUUCUAAGGAAAAGCGGUCUACAUAUUUGGAUGUACAAAAUAUUUUUAUUUCAUUAAUAGAAAAUAAAUGAUGAAUGAAAUGUAUGGCAUUCUUUUGAAAACUUUUGCACCAGUGCCUAAAACUUAGUAGGCUAUAGGUAGUAUAAGUAGUAAAGGUUGUUUCAAGCAUCAUAGAGAUACGGUUCUAAGGUUUAUCUCAGAUCUCUUUGUAUAGCUCUAUUGGAGGACUAUGAAAUCUCACGUGAUUAUUACCAUUAAUGGCAUAGAAUCUCUAUUGAUGUUUUCUACUGACACACUAAGUUAGAAUAUAAAACUAGUUUUUUUUCUUUCUUUUUUUAAAUAAAGCAUGUAAUGUGCCUAAAAAUUUUGCACAGUACUGACUGUUUACAAUACACAAUCCUGUAGACAUUCUGUAUUAACAUAUGAGAAUGUACAUUAUUUUAAUAGCAUGCACUUUGUUCUAUCACCAUGUGUAUUCAUUCUGCCACAGAUAUGUUCAUGUGUGUUUCUUUUGUGAUAUAAAGAAUAAAAGAGUUUCUAAAAACAUAACAUGCUAUUAUGUAAA
Molecule: messenger RNA, 4320 nt
Organism: Triplophysa rosa
Lineage: Eukaryota; Metazoa; Chordata; Actinopteri; Cypriniformes; Nemacheilidae
Gene: sh3bp4
Product: SH3-domain binding protein 4
Exons: 5
Coding region: 242-3091 (949 amino acids)
Cellular component (GO): cytoplasm
Molecular function (GO): protein binding
Source: RefSeq, a predicted model, not a curated record